AUGUCGUUUCUCGCCAGGGCGCAUCGGUUGUUGAAGCCGCAUCGCCUCAUCGCCUCGCUCGUCCCCGCGUCGUCCGCCGUGAGUCGCGCACCUCCGUCGCGCGAAGCGGCUCUGCCGAGGGAGCUGUGUCCGCCAGAAGCAAGUCCGCGCGCCCUUGCCGUCGCGCAACGCGCCGUUGGCAGCGGCGCGCGUGAAUCGGAUGAUCCCGCGGAGCCCUGGCAGCGCUGGCCCUCCCGCGAGCCAGGCGUCGCACGCGAUGCUGCGCGCGCCGAGACGCACGUGGCGGGUGGGACGAGCGGCUUAGGCGGAGCUGCUGAAGGCGCGGGGUGGCGGGGCAUGGCGGCGGGUGGGGCGGACCGUGGCGGGGAGGUGGGGGCCGGCGCUUGGGCGCGGGUGACGCGAGGCGGACAGGCGGUGAGCAGCACGGCGAAUUCUGGAAGCGGGUGGGGAAGGGGACUGCCGUCACGUCGCCUGCUGUGCUCCGCGCCUUCCCUCGCCGCCGCUGCUGCCGUGGAUGGCGGUGGCAACAGCGGCGGCAUGGAGAUCUUCAACCGGCGGUUGAAGGCGAUGCAGCGGGACAGAGCAGCGGCUGACAUGGCAUCGCCUCAUGACGAGGUGCCACAUGGCGAUCCCUUAGUGGAGCAAGUGGCGUCCGUCCUCCUCGACCGCCUGGCAGACUGCCGCCGCACCUUCUCCUGCGUGCUGCUGCUGGGCGGGGCGGCUCUGCCCUCCGUGCUCUCCACACUGCUGCGCACCCACCCAGCCGUGCAGCGAGUGGUGGUGGUGGACGUGUCCCCCACGGCCCUCGCACUCGCACGCGCUCACCUGCCUGCCCACGCCGUCUGCUGCAAUGAUGGCCUCCCUGCUGCCACUCACACCUCCACUCCGCUGCACACUGCACACCCAGCAGCAGCGUCAACAGUAUCAGAAGCGUCAGCAGCAGCGAGGGUGGAGGUGGCGUUUGUGUUGGCAGACGAGGAGCACCUGCCCUUCCACGCCAGCUCCUUCGACGCUGUAAUAUCGUGCCUGGGGCUGCACUGGGUCAACGACCUGCCUGCCGCCAUGACGCACAUCAGGAGGGCGCUGAAGCCCGAUGGGCUCUUCCUCGCUGCCAUGCUCGGCGGCGACACCCUCAGGGAGCUGCGCAUAGCAUGCACGUUGGCACACAUGGAGAGGCAGGGCGGCGUGGCGGCUCGAGUGGCUCCCAUGGCUCAGGUGCGAGAUGCAGGCAAUCUGUUGACGAGAGUGGGCUUCGCGCUGCCCACCGUCGAUGUCGAUGAAUUCCCAGUCGCCUACCCCUCAGCGGUGCAGGUGGUGCAGCACCUGCGGUGGCUGGGUGAGACCGACUGCACUCUGCACCACACCCAGCCAUUGCCGCGUGACACGGCACUGGCAGCAGCGGCCAUCUACGCGCACAUGUUCCCCGUGCGCCCACCCUCCUCCUCGCAACCUCAUUCGCCACCAGACCUUGCUCCUGGAGCACAGGCGAGGGGGGAAGAAGCAAAAGGGAGGGAUGACGAUGGUGUUGUCGCUACCUUUCAGGUCAUCUUCAUGGCGGGAUGGGCGCCCCACGAGUCGCAGCAGAGGGCUCGCCGUCGCGGCUCUGCGUCCGUGUCGCUGCAUGAUCUGCACCACUCUCUGCCCGCCAAGCCGUGA
This is a messenger RNA of Closterium sp. Yama58-4, 1656 nucleotides long. The record is from the annotation of a GenBank genome assembly. Lineage: Eukaryota; Viridiplantae; Streptophyta; Zygnematophyceae; Desmidiales; Closteriaceae.